AAUUAUUUUUUUGAAAAAUUUGAAAAGAAAAAUUUAGAGUUCCAUUUUUUCUUCUGAAAGGCCAAGCUCGAAAAUAUCCUCUAAGAACCUCAUCUCGUCACCUUCCAUAUUUUUUCCUGCUCUUUCAUCUUAGCUCGAAGCAAGGCCGUCGGUUGAGAUCUACUAUAGAGUUUUCAAUUUUCUUCGAGCUAGGGUUUGUUGGGUUUGCUGACUUUUUUGGUGAAAUUAGGGUUAGGGUUUUUAGGUGAAAUUAGGCUUUUCUUUGAUACAGACGUUUAUAUGGCUGCUGGAAGAUAUGGUGGUUACAGGGAUAAUGAAUUUAGGGGGCGUGAGGCUGAAUUUGAGGUUUCACGGAGGGAGCUUGGUUACUCCAAGGGGGAUUACGAACGAAUUAGGUCUGAGGAUCGGGAUUUUGAUAGGGAUCGAGUUCAUGACAGGAGUGGUCGAGAUAGGGGUAGGUUGAGACAGAAGGAUAUAAAAGAAAGGGAUAUGAUAAAUGGAAAUUAUAGGUCCAUGUCAAGCAGGAGUGAUUCCGGUAGCAGUGAUUGUGAUGGUGGUGGAGCAAGGAGAAGUGGGCUUAGUGUCAGAGCUGUUGACCGAGAGCCUAUAAAAGAAAGGGAUAUGAUAAAUGGCAGUUAUAGGUCCAUGUCAAGCAAGAGUGAUUCUGGUAGUAGUGAUGGUGAUGCUGGUGGAGCGAGGAGAAGUGGCUUUAGUGUCAGGGCUGUUGACCGAGAGCCUGGGGAAUUGUCUAGUGAGAGCGGGUCUGAUGGGGCUACUGAGUCGGACCAGAAGACCAAGAAUGCCGACAAUGGUAACCAGUCUCCUGUACAGAGCAAGAAACGAAAAUUCUCUCCAAUUAUAUGGGAUAGGGAAGAUAAGGAAGUAAAUCGAAUGUCAAAUAGUAGAAAUUCACCAGCGGCUACUAAGCUACCUCCUCCCCCUCCAUUGCCAAAGUCAUCUGGCCAGUUGGCUAAUCUUCUCCCUGAAAGGGUUGAUCAGGUCUCUCAGUUGAAUAGUAAUGCGGCUCACAGUAUGGAGCCAUCCCCAAGUAAUCCAAAUACAGCACUUGGUUUACAUAUGGAUGCAUCUGAUGAAUCCCCAGUUGACAUAUGCUCUCCACCUCCUGAUGAGGAGCAAUUGCCCAAUCAGGAAGCCAGGAAAGUAGAAGAUGAGGAAUAUGUGCCCGUGCCGACUAUAAGAUCAUCUCGAUGGGCAACUGAUGCCGACUCUCCAGCUGAUGAAGGUGAGAUUUCAGGUGGUGAUAUGCCCCUAUUGAAGAAGGGACGAGCAGUUUCCCAGUCAGCUGAAAUGGGUGGACGCAGGAAAUCACUAACUCCAGAAUUUGGGGAGCUCAAGAGAGAAAGCUCUGGAGGAAAUAGAGCGAGGUCUUCAGACUCUGAUGAGCAUAUUAGGUCUUGCAGCAGAGAUAGCUACCAGGACAAUGAAUUAGAUAAGAAUGACUCAAUGGAUGUGGAUAAGGACCGUAAUUAUGAUGGGACUAGUGUUAGCCAGUCAGAUACAGAAUCUGAAGAUGCACAUGAUUCUCGUGGUUCACCAGAGCCUGCACUUCCACCACAAAGGAGCGUAAACAUGCUGCAGGGGUGUAGAAGUGUCGAUGAAUUCGAGCGGCUUAACAGGAUAGAUGAAGGAACUUACGGGGUUGUUUACAGAGCUAAAGAUAAGAAGACAGGAGAAAUUGUUGCACUAAAGAAGGUUAAGAUGGAGAAGGAACGAGAAGGAUUUCCCUUGACGUCUCUAAGGGAGAUUAACAUUCUUAUUUCUCUUCAUCACCCCUCAAUUGUAGAUGUCAAAGAAGUAGUUGUAGGAAGCAGUCUUGACAGUAUUUUUAUGGUGAUGGAGUACAUGGAACAUGAUCUGAAGGCAUUAAUGGAGACGAUGAAACAACCAUUUACCCAAAGUGAAGUCAAAUGUCUUAUGCUCCAGCUUUUUCAUGGUGUCAAGUAUCUUCAUGAUAAUUGGGUCCUACACCGAGAUUUGAAGACUUCAAAUUUGCUUCUAAACAACCGAGGUGAGUUGAAGAUUUGUGACUUUGGUUUAGCUCGUCAAUAUGGGAGCCCCUUGAAACCGUACACUCAUUUGGUGGUUACUUUGUGGUACAGGGCUCCAGAACUUCUGUUGGGAGCCAAGCAAUAUUCUACUGCAAUUGACAUGUGGUCACUGGGUUGUAUCAUGGCCGAGAUGCUAUCCAAAGAACCGCUCUUCAAUGGGAAAACAGAAGUUGAUCAAAUUGACAAGAUAUUCAGAAUUCUUGGCACCCCAAAUGAGACGAUUUGGCCAGGGUUUUCCAAGCUUCCUGGGGUGAAGGUCAACUUUGUAAAGCAUCAGUUUAAUAAUUUAAGAAAGAGAUUUCAAAAGUCUACAGCCUUCAUGGGGUUACCAGUCCUAUCAGAGGCUGGGCUUGACCUGUUGAAUAAGCUUCUAACUUAUGAUCCGGAGAAGAGAAUAACUGCCGAUGCUGCUUUGAACCAUGAGUGGUUUCGUGAAGUUCCUCUCCCCAAGUCUAAAGAAUUCAUGCCUACUUUCCCUGCACAGCAUGCGCAAGAUAGGCUUGUGCGAAGAGUAAUGAAGAGUCCAGAUCCUCUUGAGGAGCAGCGAAGAAAGGAACUGAAGCAAGGGGUGUUAGGAACUGGUGGAUUGUUUGGCUAAGAUAAGUGAAUAGUGCUCAGUAACUGUUUGAGUUUUGCUUUCUCUAAUUCUCAUGGGUUGACGUGGUUGAGGUUAGAGCCAUGCACUUAAGGAAGUUGCAAAAAUUGUUUGCUAGACGAUCAGUUCAGCAGUUUUUUAGCAGGCUUAUCUGACAAUUAGAUCGAGAAACAAUUCUUUUGGCUGUGCGUUAUCAGAUCUGUUGCAGGUUGACCUACUAAGCUCCUGGUGCCUUAUCAAAAUCUUUGAGACUGCUUGCAUGGCAGGCAUGGGUGGCAUAGUGAGCUUACCCAUUAAGGAACAGUUUCAAUUGAAACUCAUGUAUGUAACAUAUUUCCCAUUGGCAGUGUAAACAAUGCUCUUGAAAUUGAUUUUGUUAAACAUAUGGAUUGGUUUUGUACUUCUAGUA
Messenger RNA from Solanum dulcamara, 3073 nucleotides. Its product is annotated as cyclin-dependent kinase G-2-like. Gene Ontology annotation, cellular component: nucleus. Bases 280 to 2667 code for a protein of 795 amino acids. The transcript has 6 exons. Lineage: Eukaryota; Viridiplantae; Streptophyta; Magnoliopsida; Solanales; Solanaceae. Gene Ontology annotation, molecular function: cyclin-dependent protein serine/threonine kinase activity; ATP binding. Gene Ontology annotation, biological process: protein phosphorylation; regulation of mitotic cell cycle. The record is from RefSeq and is a predicted model, not a curated record.